AUGAGUAGGAAGACGCGGCGCUGGAUUUUCCACUUUUUCCUGUGCCUUGGAGUGUUGUAUCUGAAAAUCGGGGGUCUGUCAUCGGUGGUCGCACUGGGAGCGAGCAUCAUCUGUAAUAAGAUCCCCGGCUUGGCCCCCCGUCAGAGGACGAUCUGUCAGAGCCGACCCGACGCCAUCAUCGUGGUCGGAGAGGGGGUUCAGAUGGGGAUCAACGAGUGCCAGUUCCAGUUCAGACACGGACGCUGGAACUGCUCGGCCCUGGCAGAGAGGACCGUGUUCGGGAAAGAGCUCAAAGUGGGCAGCAAGGAGGCCGCGUUCACCUACGCCAUCAUCGCAGCCGGGGUCGCCCACGCGGUCACCGCCGCCUGCACCCAGGGGAGCCUGAGCGGCUGUGGCUGCGACAAGGAGAAGCAGGGCUUCUACAACCAGGACGAGGGCUGGAAGUGGGGCGGCUGCUCUGCAGAUGUCCUCUUCGGCCUGGGAUUCUCCAAGGUGUUUGUGGACGCCCGGGAGAUCAAGCAGAACGCCAGGACUCUCAUGAAUUUACACAACAACGAAGUGGGACGCAAGGUCCUGGAGAAGGGCAUGCGUCUGGAGUGCAAGUGCCACGGCGUCUCGGGGUCCUGCACCACCAAGACGUGCUGGACGACGCUCCCCAAGUUCCGCCAGCUGGGAUACGUCCUCAAGGACAGGUACAACCAGGCUGUGCACGUGGAGCCGGUGCGUGCCAGCCGCAACAAGCGCCCCGUCUUCCUGAAGAUCAAGAAACCCCACUCCUACCGCAAGCCCACGGACACAGAGCUGGUCUACAUUGAGAGGUCGCCCAACUACUGCGAGGCCGACCCGCUGACGGGUAGCAUGGGAACGCAGGGUCGCCUGUGCAACAAGACAGCUCUGCAGCCCAACAGCUGCGACCUGAUGUGCUGCGGCCGGGGAUACGACACGCACCAGUACUCACGCGUUUGGCAGUGCAACUGCAAGUUCCUGUGGUGCUGCUACGUAAAAUGCAACACAUGCAGCGAGAGGACAGAGGUGUACACCUGUAAAUAGAAAUAUUACGCAUUGACGUGCGUUUGGACUACUGUGACCGAUACACGUGUGCGGAGUGACUUCCAUUCUGUCAAUAA
This is a messenger RNA of Cyclopterus lumpus (lumpfish), 1127 nucleotides long. It is a transcript of the gene wnt7aa, whose product is annotated as wingless-type MMTV integration site family, member 7Aa. Gene Ontology annotation, cellular component: extracellular region. Bases 1 to 1050 code for a protein of 349 amino acids. Gene Ontology annotation, molecular function: frizzled binding; cytokine activity. Gene Ontology annotation, biological process: multicellular organism development; cell fate commitment; canonical Wnt signaling pathway. The record is from RefSeq and is a predicted model, not a curated record. Lineage: Eukaryota; Metazoa; Chordata; Actinopteri; Perciformes; Cyclopteridae. The transcript is spliced from 4 exons.